UAACACUGUAAGUUGCUCUGGAGAAAAUUGUCACAUAAAUGAUUAAAUGUAAAUGGAUCACAAGUGAGUUAUUGCUAUUGCAUAAUUGUUCAUGAAUGUGAUUUUUUUUUCAGUUGUUCUGGCGAUAGGUUGAUCUUGAAAACUCAUACCUGCACCCACCAUAUACCCACAGGGAGACCCAAACGUACGCACCCGGCGACCUGUCUUGGUUACCACAGACAAACGCCGAGCUGAGAUUUUCGAGACCGUGCCCACAGUCCAGAUCCCUUUCUCCAUGCCAGCCUAAAAGAAAGAGACAGUGAAGCAGGAAAGCAGAGUGUGUCCCCUCUUGCCCUGCGAACCAGUACAGUUGUAUUGACAGUGGCAACCAAGUAAAAAACUGGCAAUUUUUUGGAUCAUGUUGUAAAACUGUGUACUGCUGCUGCCUCUGGACACCAAAAACCCUCGGUGGUCCACAGUUUGGCAGCCCCUGCUUUAGUGCUCAGAGUACAUUUAUGCUGUCGAAUGUCCCCUCGCUCAAAGUACUGACUGGGGGUCUCGCUUCCAGUUGCCUGUCUGUGUUGUGGCCGGUGGGCAUGGUGCUGGAGGGCAGCUCUGAGGCCCUGUACCCCCCUCCAUCCCUGGAGCUCCGUCCAUCCUGCAACAAGAGCCAGCCCUCUCCCCCGCUGGGCUCUGGCUCCCAGCCCCAUGACAGCUUCUACCAGGGGGACAAGGAGCAGGUGAAGUAUGGGGAGCUCAUCGUUUUGGGGUACAAUGGCUCCUUGGCCAAUGGAGACAAGGGUCGCAGGAGAAGUCGCCUGGCACUUUACAAAAGGCCCAAAGCCAAUGGAGUCAAACCUGACAUUAUACACAACAUCUCUACCCCCCUGGUGUCAAAGGCUCUGAGCAACAAAAGCCAGCACAGCAUCUCGUACACCCUGUCCCGAAGUCAUUCCGUCAUUGUGGAGUACACGCACGACCCCACCACAGACAUGUUCCAGAUCGGACGCUCCACCGAAAGCAUGAUCGACUUCGUGGUGACGGACACAACGCCCAGCGGGCAGGGGGCUGCGGGGGAGGGCGGCCAGUCGGCGCAGAGCACCAUAUCCCGCUACGCCUGUCGCAUCAUAUGCGAGCGCAGCCCCCCCUACACGACGCGCAUCUACGCGGCAGGCUUCGACUCCUCCAACAACAUCUUUCUGGGGGAGAGGGCUGCCAAGUGGAGGACGUCGGACGGCUUGAUGGACGGACUGACCACGAACGGGGUGCUGGUCAUGCACCCGGCCGGGGAGUUUGUGGCCGAGCCAGCGCCGGGGGUCUGGAGGGAGAUAUCCGUGUGCGGGAACGUCUACGCCCUGAGGGAAACGCGCUCGGCCCAACAGAGGGGGAAGCUGGUGGAAAACGAGUCCAACACCCUGCAGGACGGUUCGCUGAUAGACCUGUGCGGGGCCACGCUCCUGUGGCGCACCCCGGCAGGCCUGCGCCGCACCCCCACGUUGAAGCAGCUCGAGUCCCUGCGGCAGGAGCUCAACGCGGCACGGCCGCAGUGUCCCGUGGGCUUCAACACGCUCGCCUUCCCCAGCCUGGCGCAGCGGGAGAUCGUGGACAAGAAGCAGCCCUGGGUCUACAUGAACUGCGGCCACGUGCACGGUUACCACAACUGGGGCUUCCGGAAGGAGAAGGGGGGCGGGGCCGGCGGGGGAGGGGGCUCACUGGCCGCCACCAGCGAGAGAGAGUGCCCCAUGUGUCGGCGGGUGGGGCCGUACGUACCCCUGUGGCUGGGCUGCGAGGGGGGCCUGUACCUGGAUGCGGGCCCCCCCACCCACGCCUUCUGCCCCUGCGGCCACGUUUGCUCGGAAAAGACAGUGCAGGGCUGGAGCCAGAUCCCGCUGCCCCACGGCACUCACGCCUUCCAUGCCGCCUGCCCCUUCUGCGGCACCUGGCUGACGGGCGAGCAGGGCUACGUCAAACUCAUCUUCCAGGGACCCCUCGACUGAGGCUGCCCGGGGGCACCGGGACUCUAGACCAGGGAGCGGGAAGGGGUGGGGGGGCGGAAAGAAGGCCAGACAUGAGGUGUCAGAGGAGGAGACGGAGGACAACACCAUGUUAGGUAGGCAAGGAGAAUGUGUUGAAUA
This is a messenger RNA of Scleropages formosus (Asian bonytongue), 2114 nucleotides long. RefSeq names its product pellino E3 ubiquitin protein ligase family member 3 (gene peli3). Gene Ontology annotation, biological process: regulation of Toll signaling pathway; protein K63-linked ubiquitination. The coding region runs from base 495 to 1976 and encodes 493 amino acids. NCBI's taxonomy places the organism in Eukaryota, Metazoa, Chordata, Actinopteri, Osteoglossiformes, Osteoglossidae. The record is from RefSeq and is a predicted model, not a curated record. Gene Ontology annotation, molecular function: protein binding; ubiquitin protein ligase activity. The transcript has 6 exons.